Molecule: messenger RNA, 15714 nt
Organism: Bactrocera dorsalis (oriental fruit fly)
Lineage: Eukaryota; Metazoa; Arthropoda; Insecta; Diptera; Tephritidae
Gene: Nuak1
Product: STE20-like serine/threonine-protein kinase
Exons: 17
Coding region: 1733-10669 (2978 amino acids)
Biological process (GO): protein phosphorylation; microtubule cytoskeleton organization; intracellular signal transduction
Cellular component (GO): cytoplasm
Molecular function (GO): ATP binding; tau-protein kinase activity; protein serine/threonine kinase activity
Source: RefSeq, a predicted model, not a curated record
UACGCUUCAGUCGGCUUCGUUCACCGUCUCGAUGCGGUUUGUUUUGUCUGAUUGGAUUUAACAGUGUACGGUGUCAAAAAGUGGAUAUAAUAUAUAGAUAAAUGUGUGUAGCAAACAAAAACAAAUGUCAAUUAGAAUUUGACCAAGGCUUACUGCCGCCCAAGAAAGCUAAUACGAAAAAUAUUUUAUUUUCCCUUAGUACAAGUGAAAUAGCCAAAAAAUUGUUUUGAAAAAAUUGGGCAAUAAGUUGAAUUGUGUAAUUUUAGAAACGUCUGGUGCACAACAUUUUCGACUGUAGCGUAAAAAGAGCGGACACAGACGAAGUUGCAGAGCAAGAGCGUACACCAAGUGGGAGCAGCGCACGAUACUAGAGAUCCAUUUUCAAAUACUUAUAUCAACUACGCCCCUUACCGCACGCAGCUACUAAAUAUACGAUGUAGCCAUCGGUGGCAUUAAGAAACGUAUGUAUAUUUUCAGAGCAUCCUAAAUACCCAACGACAAACAUCUAUUUGCGUUCUUGGUCAAUACGUUGUUGUUGGUGUUGUAUAUGAUCCCCAUACCACGUACGGUGCAUUUUGCUCAUUUCCCAAGUAUUCACAUUGUACCAUCAGCGCCAAUAAGAAAAAUAUUACAUUCACUCAAUGGUAGCCACCCACACUAACGCCCAAAUCAGAUGCUCUACGUAUUUGUUAUUGCAGUAUCGUUAAUUUAGUCGCUAUUCCGCCUUUGCCAUCGCGUUCGUUGUUGUCUUUUUAGCGCCUUAACCAACGACUCGUCGUUGUAUCGAACUUUUGCUUUUUUUUUGCGCUUUUGUUAGUGUUUAGAUAAUUUUCGGUAAUUCUUUGUUCUACCAAGCGGCGCUGCCAACGUCGACGCUGACAGCGGCAGCAUUUAAUCUUAUUUAACAACACAGAAUGAAAACAAAAAAAUAAAAAGAGUUGAAAAAUAAAACGAAUAGGUGUUAAAACUAUAACUAUAUAAUAUUGUACCUUGUGUACAAUAAUCUAUAGAUGCAAAUGUGCAAUUUUCCAAACAAAUCUAAAAAUAAUUUAUGUAUAAUAUAUUUCAAAAUAAAUGCGCCUAAUGUUAAAAUUUGGUAAAUAAUAUUAGACUGUGUACAGGAAACUCCACUGUAGUUUGUGAUGUUCUUAAAAGUGUUUUGUUUGCGUACGCAUCAUCAAACACCAGUCGGAGUGCUAUCAAACGCCAGCCUUAAAAAAUAACAUUUCUUAUACGUAGGACUGUCAAAUCCACUAAAGGAAAUAUAACUACACAGCUAAGGUGCAGGAAGUCACGUUUCGUCCAACAAUUACACAAAAUGCACGUGUAUAUAUGCACAGUACAUAUGUAAACACUUUAAAAGACGUCACGCUGUCGCCAAACUUCCAAUUAAGCCAAACCGUAUGGAUUGUACUUUGGUGAAAAAUUUUUAACGUAAAGGCACACCAAUCUACUGCCAUCGGUAAAGUGCAAUAGUGAAGUGUAAAAAGUGAAACGUUAAGUCCGUACAUUAUAUGUACAUAUGCAUGUAUGUACAUGACACAACAUACAUAUAAAUCUUGGUUAAGCUGCUUUCCUUAAAAGCGUCCGACGAAGUUAUUGCACGCCCAUCUGUACAUACCAACCUACUGAAACGAACGAAAGUGAAAAUCUACCAAAUUCAUGCUGCACAUUCAACGGAAGCAGUAACUCUUUCUACAAAAGGUGUGCACUCCACAGAUAAAGCUCCAAAAUGGUGAUAAGCAAUCCGGAUGCAGUGGCCGCCGCCGCCACCACGAACAAUACAGCUGGCGAUGCGGUUGACUUGGCACAUCCAUCGGGUAUUCCACGUGAUAGAAUCGAUAAUAUAAUGAGCGGUAUAGCAAAUACGGGCGAUGUGAAAAUGAAUAACCACCGAAAGAAGCUGCGUCAGAGGUUUGACAUUAUUAAAAAGUUAGGUCAAGGCACAUAUGGCAAAGUGCAAUUAGGUAUAAAUAAGGAAACCGGCCAGGAGGUGGCUAUAAAAACUAUAAAAAAGUGCAAAAUAGAAGCUGAGGCAGAUUUGGUGCGCAUACGUCGUGAGGUGCAAAUUAUGAGCUCGGUGCAGCAUCCCAAUAUCAUACAUAUAUACGAAGUAUUCGAGAAUCGUGAGAAGAUGGUGUUAGUUAUGGAAUUCGCCGCAGGCGGUGAACUGUAUGACUAUCUCUCGGAACGUAAGGUGCUAUCUGAAGAAGAGGCGCGUCGCAUAUUCCGGCAGGUGGCUACGGCUGUCUACUAUUGUCAUAAGCACAAAAUUUGUCAUCGUGAUUUGAAGCUGGAAAAUAUACUACUCGAUGAACAUGGAAAUGCGAAGAUCGCCGAUUUUGGUCUCUCGAAUGUGUUCGACGAACAAAACUUACUAUCCACAUUUUGCGGUUCGCCGCUUUACGCCUCUCCCGAAAUUGUUGAAGGUACUCCCUACCAAGGUCCAGAAGUCGACUGCUGGUCCCUUGGUGUGCUCCUCUACACUCUAGUCUACGGAUCGAUGCCAUUUGAUGGUUCCAAUUUUAAAAGACUUGUUAAGCAAAUCAGUCAAGGUGAUUACUAUGAGCCAAAGAAACCGUCGCGUGCCUCAACGCUCAUACGUGACAUGUUGACGGUGAGUCCACGCAAACGUGCCACCAUCGAACAGAUCUGCGCCCAUUGGUGGGUGAAUGAAAAUGAUAACGUCUCAUGUUUGGACUUGGCUGAAGAGCUAGCGACACAAACACCGGUGCGUUUGGAUGUCUUGUUGUCGUUGACACCGGCCGCUGUGACGGCCGAUCAAUUGGUUGUGCCAUCCGCUGAUGCGGGUAAAGGAGAACGUGUGCCACGAAGCCACUCGGUGGGAUCGAUACGUGAUAUGGGCGGUAAUACGGAAGCGGAACGCAGAAUCUUGGACAUGGUGGCUGCUGGCGGCGAAGCAGCACUCAUGCCAUCACCAACACGCACAAUCACACCCACGCAGAGCCCAGUGCAGAGUAAACGCAAACUCGAGACCACAGUCUCCACGGAGAACGCACAUGGUGCGGCGCUCAAGAAGAAGGAUAAACUCGGCAGCAGCUCAAUGGUACUCGGAGAGUCCAAUCUGCCACCACCACAAGAAAUACCCAUGGAGACGGAGGAGGACGAAGCUGCAGAGCAGGAAAUUGACGAAGAGCCAUCGGUCGCAGGAAAUGCAAUGCCAUCGAGCAGCUUCUCCCAAAGAGAUAUGGAAAUGGUGGGUGAUCUAUGCGAACAACUGAUUAAGGAAGAGUCAAAAUCGGCGAUCGCUGCACCACUGACUGAAUCCAGCACACCUGUCACACCUACACAUGGCGGUGUGCCGCGCCAAAAAACGAUCAGCAAGCUAGAGUCGUUGGAAGAGGCGCCUGAAGAAAAGGACGCCACCAAAGUUAUUAAGAAAUUCGUCAAUAAGCACAAAACUGCUGAUCUGGUUAAUGCCAUCGGUCAGAUAACACCGACAGCUGAAAAAACCAGCGAACAGUCUACGCCCACACCUGCUACAACAACAACCAACAAUGCCAAAAGUUCAAUAGCGAAGCCAACAGCUGGUGCGACAGCCUCCUCCGCUACACCAGCGCCCUUCGUGCGCAAAUGCAGUUUGCAAGAUGAAGGUUCCUUGAGUAAGUUCAAUGCCGACCGACGAAAGUCGCGUGUGCUCGAAACCACCGAAAAGUUACAGCAAAUGAAUACCGGCAACGCUACCGGCGGCGGCGGUGAGAAACCGAAGAAGUUCAGCAUACCCGGCGUGAGCGUCGGCAGCUUUAAGAAAGAAUUUGAACGUAAAGCUACAAAUCCGCCAGUACAACAAGGUCCUACACCAGGUGAGUUACGCGCAAUGGAAGAGGUUGCAGCUGCGGCCGCUGCCGCCCAAGAAUUAGAGGCAGAAGAGCACUCGCCAACAGCUGACAGCGCGCAACAACCAACAACACCAGUGACAACAGGUCAUAUUGAGUCAAGCGAUUCGAAAAAUUCCGUCGCUUCGUUGUCACUGGAAGACGCGCGUCGCUCCAUGGAGAAUUCGAUUGCGUUGCUGCGUCAGGCGCAAAGCGAAUCCUCGAAAGAGGUGGAUCAGCUGUGCGCGCAAACAGAAAAUAUCGAAGUCAGCGAGGCCAGCAGCCCAAUAGUGACGGCCGAACGCGAGCGGAAGUUGAAGAAUGCGCGCGCCAUUAUCGGAAAUGCCAUACAGCCAGUUAUACGCAGGCCACCAUCACAACCAUCCUUUGGCAACGGCGGCGGGGGCUACGGUCAAAUGCGUGCAGCCAGUGGCGGUUUUAUUGGUUUUGGCAGCAGUGGCAGCGGCAUCGGCAGCGGCAGCAUGAACGGCAUGGGUGGCGACAGCGGCUGUGGCUCCAUGGGCGUCCACGCUCCAUUUGGCAUCGGCAGCGUCGGUGGCUUUGGCUGUGGCGUCGUUGGCAUCGGCAAUAACAAUGUUAUUGCCAGCCAUGCACCACCGCCACAAAUGUUGGCGUACAAUAUGAGCGCCGCUCCGCAGACACCGCCGCCUCUGUUGACAUCGAAUGCAAAUGCAAAUGCGAAGGCAAAUUCAAAAUCGAACGCGACCGCGAAUGUGAAUGCAAACGUCGCCCUCGCCGCUGCACGGCAGCACAUAAUGGGUCGUUUGGCAGCUACGGCUACGGCUGCUGGUCAGAAUGAGUACCAAAGCGAGUUUUCACCGUCCAAUUAUUUCAUACAGUCACCUCCCUCCACUCCCUCUUCCCUGUAUAACAGUAAUAAUGCGAAUAUCCAACCACACCUCCAUUACCAACAACCACAAGAGCAUCAACACUAUUCACAACAACAACAACAACAACUGAGACAAGCACAAGCACAGCCCAGUCAAUAUCAAGCUACUAAUUCUUUGCCGCAAUCAACACAAAAUCAACUCUUGCAAUUCCAACAAAGACUACAACAAUUACAACAACAAAGACAGAGACAUCAUCAAGCGCUAAUAGAGCAGCAAAAAGAAUUUGAAUUGCAACAGCAGCAACAACAACAACCACAAUACCAAAAACAAGCAUUUCCCCAACCAUUAAUGCAACAAUAUCAAAAUAAACAAGCUCACAGCAUGUCAAUGCCACACACACUAGCCGCAUCUGCCACUGCCACUGCCGCCAACGUCAAAAAUACCGCCAUUUCCUCUACCGCCGCCACCGCGAAUAGUGUGCCAAAACCGUUUUAUAAUGCACCACCUCCUUCGAUAUUCUACAAAUCAUCACCAGGUGGCGAGCCGAACAACACCGUGAAGACAUCCACCGCUACCAUAACACUGAAAUCAGCCACAUUGCCGCGCCGUAAGCCGAGCGCCAAAACGGAAAUCCAAUUAGAAAUAAAGCCACGUAUUGUCGAACAACCGAAUAUGCGUUUCACAACGGAAAUGCAGCAUCCUGUCGCCGAUUUGCGCAGCGCGCCGCCGCGUGAAGGUCCGGCGCCAUACAGUCCCAUCAAGACGAUGUUGAAUGCGCGCGCCACAAGCCUCGAACCCAAGGAGCACAUUAUACCCAUACAGCGACCACAAGCGCCCUAUGCGCGCACAACAUCCAAUACAACAACAAGGUCCGGUUCACUAUCGCGACAAUCGACCAAUGAUUCUGAAUCUGAUACAACAACAACGGCAAAUAUGUCACAAUCCACCGUUACGGGCUCAUCACAACCGAUUAAGAAGAGUCCACGCGAAUUCAUUAUACCAAUUGCGAUGGAGGGCGGUGGCUUCAUAACACCGCGCGAGGGCAGCAUUGAACCAUCAGAGUCUAGUCAUACCGCCUCGAGUCGUUCGACCUUCAAUCGACUGCGGCCAACUCGUCGCAUUGGCAGUUCACUGCUUAACGAUUCUGGCAUCGACGAUAAUUCGCCAUUCCAGAAGUUCCGCACCUCGUCCGGCACCAGGGAAGUCGAUGAGGAGCCACGUUUCACGCUGCACAGGUUAAGAAGCUCUAGACCGGUGAAGAAACUUAGUCAGGAGAACGAUUCACAAAGUUCCGGCGAAGAAGAUGACGACGAUGGCUUUGAAAUACUCACCGCUGAAAAUCUCUUCUCCACACUACUACAACGAGUGCACGCUUUGACACAUCGCAUGAAUGUCGAUAAAGAUUUAACUGCAGGCUUUUCGAAUUCAAGCCGCCUGCUGAGCAAUAUGCGGCAUGGUCCCUUCUGGAAUCAAGAACCUUUUGGCAGAUCUCAAGUGAGUUAUACAUACAGUGAAACGGUCGAAAAGAAACAAGUCCGUCUCAACAGCGCCUCCGGCAAUAAUGUGGGCGCACCAUGGCGUCAUAGCAUGUCACGUGAUUUGGGCAACGAUAUGGACUCCAUAUUUUCACGCACUGGCGCUACACUGCCAAGAGGUACAAAGGGGGCAACCAAAAUUGGCCGUCCGGCCACUAUCGCCGAACCUAGUAGCACAGUUGACGGUCAGGCAACGCCAGCCCUAGCCACGGAUGAGCCACUCGAUUUGGCUGACUUAGAUCUCUCGCGUCUACGUUUGAGCAAGAAGGAUCUAGAAACACUAUCCAGCAUCACACCCGGUCUACCGAAAUGCUUCCAAGAGCAACUACUGGCCAAAUUGCCGCCAACACAGGCGCGCAAAUUGUCACGCACGUUGAGUAUGCAAGGCGGUACACAAACUGCGCCGGUUAGAGUUUAUAAGCGCAGUCAGAGCGGCGGACGUGGUGUGUUACACACCGGUGCUGGGCAGGAUCUUAAAGAAAACGUCGCGGAGGAGACCGCUAGCAGCAGCACAACGAGCAAACGUAGCACAGAUAGCAGCGAACGUCGGCACUAUGAUCCCGUAUAUCGACGGAGUCUCAGUCGUACGCGUUACGAUUACGAAUCGAGUAUCCCUUCGUCAAGCGAUGUGGUUUCAAAAAGCCGCAGCAGCAGUGUUUGUCGCGAUGAUUAUGGUAAAUCGAUGUGCUCUACCUAUACAACUGACAUCAAUGAUCGCUACAAAUACUACUCACCAUAUCUUAAUAAAACGGCGCCUAAAGAUUCGUCUACCGAAAGCGGUUCCAUAUCGCCGCAAAAACGUUAUAGCACUUUAGGUAUUCCACGUGAAACAGUCAGUUCUGCGCAAGGGCGUCCACCAAGUGGUUGUUUAUCGCCGCCUAUUACAUCAGCAGACGGUGGUAGCAGCUCAUUGCGUAGACGCUCUUCGCAGAAACGUAUCUCACGAUUUUUGCGACCAGACUUUUUCGACGAACCACUCGAUGAGAAUCCAUUUCAACGUGAAAAGAAACAGCGUGAACGUGAAACUCAAAGUGUGUUGCGUGAAAUACGAGAAAGAUCACGUGAGCCUAGUAGAGAGCGCUGUAAUUACAGUAGUUUUGAUGCGGAAGACGCAAUGUCACGUAAAAAUAGCUUACCCAAUGCGGAGAGCUCGGGUAUACCACUGAAAAUGGAACCGAAACAUGUGCGUAAUAAAAGCAUGGAAAUCUAUUCAGAAUAUCAGCCGGCUAGCAGUUCAUCUCAGGAAACAAUUAGGCACAACCGACGUAGUUUGUCGCGUCCACGUGAGUUUACUGAGGAGUUACGUAAGAAUGAGCUGGCUGAUAAGAUUUUGGAAGAGUUACAAUUACUGUCAGCUACACGAACGCAGCAAGAUCAACAGCAGCAGCAGCUAAGAUCGGCGCUGCCAAGAGAGAUUUCGGUAGAGCGUUCUUCGGAGACGACCACAAAGUCGGUAGUCGAGGGGCCAGGCAGUCGUGCGGAAAUUGAGGAGAAAGAGUCCUCAUCUACAAUAAAGAAAAUUAAAAAAAUAAAACCUAAAGAUAAGUCCAAUACAACGGAAUCUAGUACAGAUGCGGAUGCGACCGUCACUACAUCUGUAGUGAAGAAAGUGAAAAAGAUCGUGAGAAAGACUGAAACCACAAAGACGACACUAAACGAAGCUGCCGCCGCUAAUUCGAGUACAACAGAGGAUAAUACACUCACACCAGCAGAAAUAGAGCAGUCUAGAAGAGAAUCUAAGCUUAAGCGACCUAAGUCGUAUCCAACUAAAGAGCCAAGCACUUUGACACCCAAGUUACCUAAUAAGCCAAGCACUAUACCAGAAAUGACUGCAGAUUCAAGUUUAGAGGUGUCCAACUCCCAGGCUACGCGUGAAAGCCGACUGAUACGACCCAAAAGUUACCCAGCAUCUAAGCUAACACCCCCCAAAGAAUCGAGAAAAGUUACGCGUAGCGGCGCCGCAAUCCCAACAAUAGCCGAAGGCAGGGUGAGAAACUCAACGCCACCACUAGCUGUUGAAGAGAAAUUCGAGCCACAGACGCCAACAUCAAGAGGCACUGUAGAAACUUCAUCUUCGAGUGACACUAAACCAACAACAGUUAAGAAAAUCGUGAAAGUUUCUAAAAAAUCAAAGUUAGCACAACCACUGCCAGUCACACCCACAACUCCGACGCCAGCAACAACGUCCACAACGACUACGCCAGCCGAAAAUUCUAAGGAGUCAAGUCCCAUCGUUAAAGAAAAAUCUCCCGAAAAGAAACCGAGCAAAGGCCUGCUCUAUGCUAUUGGACAGAAAUUCGAAAAACUACGCGAUUCUGCUAUGAGCAAAGAAAAGAAAAGCGCAACCUCCAGUCCCGCUUCUUCGGCAAACGGUGCGGUGGUAAAGAAAAAGUCGCCAGAUAGUUCAUCACCAGACAAAGUAAAGGAUAAAUCCACCUUACUUAAAAAGAAGAAAUCUCUAGAUGGCACUUAUGCAAAGACUGCCGUUGAAAACAAUACAGCCGUUAAGCCACCUGGUACGGAAGGUGAAAUGAAGGAGAAACCAGCAAAGUCGGAUAAGCGCUCGAGAAUUGACGCAGUAAUCCGUUCAUUACGUGAGCGCUCCGUACCACGGUCACGUCCCGCAACCGAAACAAACUACAUAAAGCGCGCCGUCAGUGUAGAGGAUAUGCCGGGUACGUUUAAUAAGAAUGCAGUUAACCGCGUAUUAGGUCUUUUUAAACGCAAUGAUAAGGAAGCAAAUGGCGCAGAGCGGCGAGUACAAAGCACGCGUUCUACCAGCAAUAUUGAACGUCAGAUACGCGAAACAUCGCCGUCGCCCAUCUACCAGAACACGGGCGAGUGUCAUCGUUCCAGUAGCAUUUCAGCCGCCAUUGCCGCCAACUUAGGCUCCGGACGGAAACCAGAGAUCACUGCCACAUGUAGCUGUGAAAUUGCACCGACGCCUAGAGUUAACACAGAAGAAAAACAAUGCGCCGAAUGUUUACAGGACGCCGUAGCGCUACAGAAAUCCAAGAGCAGCCGCGAUGAAAAAGAUGUCGUAUUGUCGAGCAAAGAACUGACACAGGGCAAUAAGGACAAACGCAAGGGACUCAUGUUGGACCUUACCAAAUUGGAUAAAAUUGAUAAUAAUACUACAACGAAUCGCAACAACAUAAAAACGACCUACAUGAACGGUAACGGCAUCUACUCGAAUCUGCCACCUUACCCGGGUGCCGUGAACAGUUCGUCAAAUAACAGCUCCAGCCAGCAAUCCAUGGAUAAUGCCACUAAUAAUAAUAACUCGUAUAUGACUAAUAAUAAUUCAUCAAUGCAGACCUCGCAAACAUCAGGUUAUCGCACCUCGUCCACACACGAGAUAAAUCGCAAUCAUUUACUAACUCCAUCUACUGAGAACAUUGCCAAUUACUCAUCCGACUCGCGCAGUUAUCAAGAUGAUUGUGCCUCAACUUCGACGUUCCUAUCGCCAACUGAAGAGCCUGAGCUCUAUUUCGAUAACUGGUCUGUGUGUUCGGAAGAUAACUACAUGCUACACGCUUCACCUUCGCCAACUGUAUCGCGUCUCUCACGUGCAUCGCAGCUCUCAUCACCGACACGUGGUGAAAGCUCCGAUCCAAAUGAGAGCGUAAUUGAUCGCAUCAAACGUCGCAGUUUCUAUUGCCGCUUUAACGAUAAGAAACCUAAGCGCACGAGUAGCAUUGUUGGACCGAGUGCAGUGCGCGACUACUAUCGUGAGCAACAGGCCGCCGUAAAAGCGCGUUCUAGCACUAAAGUAAACACCAAUGAACGCGCCAAAUCACCAGACAUUACACAAGAGUUCUUCAGACCGUUGAAGUUAAGUCCGGUUGGCACUGAAUUGAAACCACCCAUCUACAAAGCACCGCUCGACUAUGCCACCAACAUCACAAAGCCGCGUAAGAGCCUCAACGAUAUACGGCCUACCACAUCACCAUCAUUGAUCAGCAAACGCUAUGGCUCCACUGCCGACAGCGAUUAUAUGUCAUUAAGUAGUGGCGUGCCAAUACGCUAUAAGUCAUCUGCCAGUUCAAGUCCUUACGAGAGCAAAGGCUCUUCGGCGACUGGUGGCUUGAGUAUGGGUGUAGGCACCAGUAUUGGCGCUGGUACAGGCGUCGGCAGUACCUACUACAAUACCUACAGCCCGAAACGACGUUCCUCAUAUACAUUCAAUGGCACUCUGCCCAGUGGUGCUACACUCACCAAUUCCACUUUGGACGGUUACGCGACGGUGGGUCGGCGACCUAUACGCGCCUACGAUCAUCGCACCAUGUCAUUGCUCGAUCCUACAACCACUCCUCCGUCGACCGGUGUCAGUAGUAGUUUCAGACGAGAAGCACGCACGCCAGUACGGGACUACACUUCAAGCAUUUCGAGAUCGAGUUCACGUUAUCGAACUUCAUCGGCCACACGCAGUCCAACAAACAUUUGAUGUACAACACCGCAGAAUGGCUUCUGUAUCUUCUGCUAUUACUCGAAACGGAAUCGUGGCAGCAGCACGCAUACCGCUUCGUCGUCGGCGUCCUCAAGGGCUAGUGGCGACAAGAAACUGCAGGAAUGCACAACGCGAAUUAGAAAUAAGUUUUAAUUCUACUACGACAAAUAGUGUUUACUAAGAAACUAAUUUAAUUACCAAAUAUACAUACAGUAUGUAGGUAUGUACAUAUAUGGUAGCGUACACUUACUUAAGUCUGAUUCACACCGAUCGAUAGAUGUGUAUAUAGGUCCACAUGGAGGUACAAAUGUAGACAGAGUUCACACAUGGUUCAUGAGAGCUAAGAAAAGCCAUUAUAAAUGGACCCUUUUUGGAGUAAAUAUAGUUAGGGUAGAAUUUGAGAAUGUAGCGAGUUGAAGACUUUGAUAAACCAGUUCAGCUGGACGAAGAAAGGAAUUGUAGUGAUGUAAAUACAAAGUAUGAGUACAAUAUGUGCAGCUGUUAAUUUAAGGUUAUUCUUUGGCGUCUUUCGGCUUUAAUCUGAAGCAACAUAUGAAGCUUAAUGGUAUCGAGAGUAUAGUGUUGGAAGGUUGUGUUUGCUGAGUUACUGAACGCUGUCUUCUUAAAUACGAAGCUGCAUCAAAGCGUUCUAAAAUAAUUCAUUAAUGUGCACGACAUGUUUCACCAAAAGUAUGAAUCAAACAUUAUUCUCAAUUAAAGUGUUAAUGAACUCGUAUUUCCAUGGAUGCAAUUUUGGGGCUUUGCGUCAUUUGGGGAGAGCAGGCUGCUAGGGUGUUCUCAUCUGUACCACACUUUAAGUCAUUUAGUUCUAGUCAUCUUCGACCACUCUACAAUAUGAUCACUAUUUGGGUUACUUAAUUGACUAAUUUUCAAGGUUUGCUUAAUUAAGGAAGUAAUGGAGCUCAAUUUACUAAAUAUACAUAAAGAUUUUAUCAUUAAAUGAUUCGAAAUUUUAGUUUAUUUUCAACGAAAUAUUAUUGAUUAUAAACGAAUAAAAUGUAAUUGUCUCAAUUAACAGUCGAUUAAGUUCGAUUUAACGGAUAAUUGAGCUCAAUUAAAAAAAAAAAAAUAUUAAAAUAUUUAUCGUCAGCUGAUUUCAAAUUUUGGAAUUCAUUAUAAACGAUUAAAAACAGAAUUGUCUCUAUCAACUUUAUCGAAUAAAAAGGUUAAUGGCCAUAUCGAAAUAUACAUAAUUUUGGGACUAUUCGCAAUUUGAGAGCUUCGCUCAAUUUCACUGAGAAGUCCACAUUAUAUUCUCAACUUUUAGAUUAGCGUAGAAAUUGGCAAGUCGGUCUCGAAAAGUAUGUUCUCUUAGGUUACGAAGUCAGGUAAGAUUAUAGUAACGAAAUGUGUGGAAAAACUAGAUUGCCGUUAGAAAUAUUUUAAAUAAUUAAACUUCGAAAAAAGAAAAGUAUAAAAAACACUCUAUCUACCCUAAAAAUCUAAUUAUUAGGCUCCAAAAAUAUUGUAUAUUGGUUUGCAUGUCAGUUGAGAGCAAUUAUCUGGCUGAUGAUCGAAAGUUCAAUAAAAGCUCCCAGUUAGUAGUACAAAUAAUGGAAUUAGUGAGUUGCCAAAACAAUUGUCAUUAUUUUGUCUCACCGCAUUGAGCUUCCAGCAAAGAGUUAUGCAACCGCGAAGAUUUCGGUGUGAAUCAUACAUUUAGAAAUCUUUAGAGAAAUUAAGUAGUAACGAAAGCGAUUAAUAACUAUAUUUAUUAAAUUAAUAGACUAAUUAUGAUUACGAUAUGAAUUAUAAGCAGCUACAUACUAUAUUAAUAAUGACUGACUUAAAAGAACAAUAAUACAAUUUGAAUUGAAAUAUCAAAAGCUUUUUGGUUUUUAUUAUCUCAUAGAACCUUUAAAAUGUGCCUUUUUUAUUUGGAAAAUAAUUUCAGUGUUUAAACAACUAUGAAUUAUUAAAUAAAAGUUAUGUAAUGUUGAAGAACUUGGCAUAAAUAUUGUUAGAGUGUUGCAUGAUUUGAAGAAAGAGAGAGAGAGAGAUAGCGAGAGAGAGCUUUUACUUAUAUUUAACGGCUUGAGAUGUCAGAAAAGAGUGUGCAUUUAUGAAAGUUUUGUAUUUGAAAUAUGCUUUUAAAAUGUGUAAGCGCCUCACAAAGAUUUCAAUAAAAAGUGAAAAGUUUACGAUAAAAAGUAGUAAGAAAAUUGAGAAAAACGUGAAAGCUAAAUAAAUAAAACAAAUUUCGGUGUUUGUAAAUGUUUUUAACAAAACAUGAAAGCUUGCAUUAAUUUAUUUUAAUUACUCAACAAAAAUGUACCUUUCGCAAACUGGUGCCAAACAUUUUAUAAUAAAUGAAAGCUUUCGAAAAAUUCAAGUUGAAGGUUUCGUAAACAAUUUCAUUAAUCUUUCCGCUGUUGAAGAAACAAACUACCAAAAAUUGAUUAUUGAAAAUUUAAAAAUUGUAAAAGCGCUAAAAGCUUCGAAAAAAUAGUGAAAGCUUUUAAGUAACAAAUCAAAGUAUGGUUUUAAUUUCUAAUUACCACUUCAAACCACUCUUAACAAAUAGUAAAAGCUUUAAAAGCUCAAACUUUAAAAAAUGUGAAUGCUUUUACGUUAUCAACGAUAUUAAUAUAUUUUGUUACAUUAAUUUCCAAUUACCGCUUGUAUGAAAUGACUGUGAAAAUAUCGUAAUCAAUUGAAGCUUACAUUGAAAUUGUUUUUAAAAUACAGGUUUAAUAUAAGGGUACAAUAAGUGACAUCGGAAAAAGACAUUCGCUGCCAAAAACAUGCCUGAAAGCUCUUAAAAGUUAAAGAAACUGCAAAAAUAUCUUUUUUUCUACAUUUUUUAAGUUUUACAAGUGCUUUUGAAAUACCAAAGUAAAACAGGGUGCACAGUUUUGUGAAAAUAGGUGAAAGCUCGCAAAAAGUUAGAAAGAAAUUAUAAUCAUUAUGCGAUAAUUUGACUUUACAUAUUUUAAUUUUAAUGAAAGUUUUUGAAAUUUCAUGAAAGCUUUUAAAAACAACACAAAAAUGCAAUAAUAUCUUGUUUUAUAGCUUUUUUAAGCUUUGGAAGGGCUUUUUAAAUACCAUAGGAACUAUAGUUUUUGAAAAGAGGUGAAAGCUCUCACGAAAUUAGAAAGACAUCUGUAAUCACUACGUUACGAUUUGAUUUCAUAUAUUUUAAUUUAAUAUCUUCUUGUAUACCGUUUUUAAGUAACCAAAAAAGGGUUUAUAUUUUUUGUGAAAAGAGAUGAGAGCUCACAAAAAUUCAGAAAAAAAUCUAUAAAUAUUUUGUUAUGAUUUCGUUUUAUAUAUCUUAACUUUAAUAAAAGCUUUUGAAAUCUCAUGAAAGCUUUUAAAAACAACACAAAAUUGCUGUAAUUAUUUUAUUUAAAAUCUACAGUGAAACUAUAUGCCUUUAGUUUUCGAAAAAAAGCUUCCAUAGUCCAACGUGUGAAAGCUUCUAAAAAGUCACACAUUUUUUGCUGAUCCACUUAAUUUUUAAAAGGAAUGUAAAUCUCAGUUACCUGCAGGCUUAGAUUAAAACAAACUUGUUAAAUACCACUUCGAAGAAGCAAUUUUUUUUGGUUCCUUUCGAAAUUAGAAACUUUCACAUAUGUGCAUAUGUAUAUCGAAUACGAAAUUUAUGUAGUUUGACUAACUUUAUGUACACCAAUUUCUCACUGGUGACACUGUCAUCAGAACAUUUAUUUAACAUAACGGGAAAAAGUGGUUGCACAGCCAUAACCGAAUAAAAGUGGGCGUAAAUGGAAUUUUUUGUGAAUUAUGAAAAGAACUGAUUUUUUAGAACGAGCACAAACACAAAAGUAAUAAAAGAACUAUAAUCCCAAAGGUAAAUAAAAACACAAAACGAAAUAAAUGUGUAUGUUUGUAAACCUGCACUCAAAUUUAAUUAAGAAAUUUAAUACAAAAAUUAUUUUCGAAAUUAGAAAAUUGUUAAAUCAUAGAAAUGUUAAUGCUAUUAUAUCUAAUAGCGUAAAUUAACGAAACAUAUUGGUAGGCGGACACACUGUUAGUGUAAUUGUGUAAGACUUGUAUGUGGUGUGAAUACCCUCUUUAGUGACAGCGAAUACGCAUAGCGAAUUUUCGAAACGAAUGCAACAAAUACGUAUGAACUCAAAACAGGCUGAUAGACUUUAACAAUGGAAUUGUAGAGAAAUUUAUUAGAUUUGAACUGUCUGCGUACUUAAAGGCACGGCAUGAAUGAAAAACGUAGCUACUUGUUUAGCGAAAAUGUAGUUAAGCCUAGAUAUAAAAACUAAAUAAGUUGAAAGUAUAAAAAAUUAAAAAAAAAAGAAAAAAAAAUUAUACAGUUUAAGAAAUAGUUAAUUGAAUAUGUAUUUAGCAAUAGCAGAUGCAUGGAUUUGAAGAGUUAACUAGAAUUCAAGAUUAAACAUUUGCCAAGUUCAUUGAAUCAAAAACAAAUAAAAAAAAAUUAAAUAAAAAAAAUAAAUUUAAAUAUAAAAAACAAAUAAAUAAAUAAAAAUAAAAUUAUAUUUACUUAGUAAUAAAAAUCUAAAAAAUGCGCACAGUUGUUUAUUUGAAUUACAAAAACAGCUACUAUUUACCCAUAGUGCAUAUUGUUUAGAGAAUUUUUCAAAAAAAAAAAACUUUAUUUUUAUUCUCCAAUAAAUAAAUAAGAAUGAAGUGAAUGGCGAAACACGAAAACAAACAUUUUUUUUUUUUGUGGGAAAAUAAAAAUUCAUUAGAACCAAUUUCAAACUGUUAAAAUUAGCAACAUAAGCAAUGUAGACACACAAUAGAAAUAAAUAGUUUCAUAAAUAAAUAACAACUAUGUAAAAUUACAGAAUUAAAUACUUUUGUAAUUAGCAGUUAUAUUGAAAAACACCCCUGCUUGUAACUGCAGAAGAGUACUUAUUAAAACAUUUAGAAAAUCUGUAUGAGCAAAUGUACUAUUAGACUUCCAUAUACGUAUAUACAUACAUAGAACUGUUGCGUUAUUUCUCAUUUAUGGAAAUACGAGUACAAGAAGCAAUUUAUUUAAUAAAAAAAUAAAUACAUUUUUGUUACUUUCAUUUGAA